This is a messenger RNA of Spirodela intermedia, 8752 nucleotides long. NCBI's taxonomy places the organism in Eukaryota, Viridiplantae, Streptophyta, Magnoliopsida, Alismatales, Araceae. The record is from the annotation of a GenBank genome assembly.
AUGGCUGUCGGCAAGGCCGCGUCUGUGCCUUCCGAAGCCGUGCUCUCCCGAUUCCACAAGAUCGUUCUCGGCUGGGACUACCUUCGCCUCCUCCGAGAAUCCUCCGUCGAACACUCUCAUCCACUUCCCACGUUUUCCUUCCUUCUCAUGGCUCCGACAUAAUGCUUUACCUUACCGAUCUUUUGCUCUCUCCGCUGCAGAGUAAGGCGUCUCGGGAUGCUUCGGCUUCGGUUUUGAAGAGAAUCAAGGGGACUUACUGUGAUGUUGAUGACUACCUGGGGAUUUUUGAGCCCCUGCUUUUUGAAGAGGUGAAAGCUCACAUCGUCCAAGUCAAAGACGAGGAAGGUGAUGACAUGGUUCUCGUUUCCGUUGGUAUGGUCUUUUUUCUUUUCACAGAAUUGAUGCCGAUAGCUAUUUCCAUGCGUGCGCGUGGCAGUGACGGAAUGGCAGAAGGGCGCUAUUGUUUCGUGCGAGGAGGCCAAUGGUUUUCACAUGGUUUCAGUGGCAAUACUUGACGAAUUCCGUGAAGAGGUGUCAGAGAACGACCUCUUGAUUCUUUCCAAGGAAAAGGUGAUAUUUUCCUCUGGUCUAAGAUAUCAAUCAGUAAAGAUGUCUUUGUUUAACUUUCCACUCGAAUUGACAUGUUACUUGUCCAUAUUAUUGUGAUAUUUUUGAAAAAUCGGGUAUUAUGCGGUCAUUUCAUGAAUGGAAGUUAUCUUAUAAUCAGAAUUCAUAAAAACAGCAAUCUUUUUCGUGUGGAAACCACUUAGAUCUGACGAUUCUUACGAUUUCAUUUUUUUUUUCCGCUUUAAAAACUUCGUUGUAGUUCUUAUCGUUACUGCCCAUCGCUUAGCUUCUGUAGUCGUCUCAUGAUAUCAGCUGUUGCGUCUCGUGUUCCAAUUUAUUCAUGCUACCCGGAAAAAGUACUGAUGUUCGCUUCAGACGAUGUGCAGUUCACGUGAACUCAUGCUUUGACAAUUUUCUACAGUUUGAGGAGGGGGCGACACCAAGUACAUAUGCCUUUGCACUGGUGGAACACCGUGGCGGCAGGGAAACUCUGAUGCUGCGAAUGUUUCUGUCUGGGGAGAUUAAGCAGAUUGACAAAUUUGACAUUGAAUCCAGCCCUAGGCUAUCGAAGAUUCUGCCUAUUCUUAAAACGAAAGAGACCUUCAUGUGGAUUCUAAAAGUGAGUUCUAUAUCUGCUACUGAGACCAUGCUGCCUAUCUGCCUCUAUGAUUCACUUAAACUCACGCAUAUGCAUGGCAUACUUCAUUUCUAUUACUGAUGAAAAUUAAAUGUUAGUUUGUAGUCCGUAGGUCGUCUCUUGGGAUCCACUUGUUUACUAUUUUGCUUUUAUCCACCCAUUUGUUUUAGUUAUUUGAUGAAUAGUUCCUUUACCAUUGACCAUGAAGCCAAAGAUUAGAGAUUUGGUGGGAUUGACGUUUAGUUGAUUAUAGUCAAUCACUUUGUAUGCUCAUGGUGAUUGUUCAACUCCGAAAUUGAUCUCUGUGUAUUCUUAAGAGAUGUGUGGCAUAUCUAUCACGAAUAAACAUCUUGUGUUCGCUAUAUAUUAUAACCAUUUCACUGGCCGUGAAUUUACUUGAAGAUUGUGUAGUCUGUCUUACAAUUCUGUGCUUCUUGUUGACUUUUAUUUUAUUUUCAGAUUAGUAGUUUAUCCACCAUAAUGCGAGAAUAUGUUGCUCUCCGCUCUAUCAGCCAUCUCCCUUUCAAGAAUUUGAUAUUAUCAGCAACAGAUAAGUCAAGGGAAGCUAAUUUGCAAGACCAGGUCUGGACUGUUCCAAGGUCACUCAUGGAGUUUCUGGAAAGCAACCAUAAUGAAUCACAAAUGGAAGCCAUUCGUGUAGGUUAUUUUAUUAUUAUCACAAAACUAUUUUUUUGUGGUCAUUAUAGUCUGCUAUUUUCCUGCCUUUCUGUUCUUUCAGGUAUUUUACAUUUUUAUAAACAUACUUAAUGAUUUUUUAUUCUAUCUUCAAGUUUUAACGGUGUAAUCUAUUUCAGGCUGGGCUUUCACGUAAACCGUUCGUCUUGAUACAGGUUUGAUUACUCUUUGCUUUAUGCCUUUUCUUUUGAAACAAGAGUCUUCUCGUAGUCACAGAACCAUGUUGUUGAAUGAAUAGCCUAUUUGCUAUGUAGCUCAUGGAUUUAGGGACUUGUGCGUAUUUCUUUCACUGAUGUUGUGGUACUAACCACCUCUAAAAACGAAUCUCGCUAAUUAUAUCAUCCAAGGCUUUCAUUCAAUCUUUGAUAAGCAGUAAAGACAAACAUUAAUCCUUUAGCAAAGCUCAGAACUUGCAUAAUAUUACUGCUCCAGAAAAAAAAUCGCAUAUUUGUGGUGGUUAAAUUCAGUAAUUCAUGGUUCUUGCCCAAUGGUAAUAUUCUUAAUACGACUGAGGAUUUCUAGUGACUGGCGAUCUUCUACAUCGAAGGUUUUUGGCCGAAGUCUUAGAAACAUAUCACAACUGGAUUAUAGACCAGUGUUAGUGAUUGUCAUUUUUACUCGGUGCAUGGAAAAGACUCAGACUUCUUUCUUGUCCUUUCCUUCUUUGCUUUCUUCUCCUUCCCCUUUUCUCUUUCCUUCUCAUUUUCCAAGAGAGCCUGCUAUUGUUGAGUCAGGGUCUCUUCGAAGGACUCAUAUCUCAUUUCCUUGUCCUUUGCCUUUUUUGUUCUUUUUUGACGAACUCGGAAGAGGAGCCAAUCAUUGAAUCAGGGGAGCAUUGCGGAAAACUUGUCAUCUACGCUUAUGUUACUUGGUGUUGUUAUGUUUCCCUUUUUUGAGCAGCAAAAUAGUCUUUUAUAGUGGGUUACUGAACGGAGACAGUAUUUGAAAUCUACUAACUUCCGGUCUCUGAGAAGAUGGUGCAAUAACAUGCUUUUGUUUCAAUCUAACGAGUUUAUCAAAUAACAUGCUUUUAUAAUGGCAUUUGCCUUAUGAAUACAGUUGAGUUUAUUCAAAAAUUGACCUACACUUUAGAUAGGUUUCAUUUGCUUAUCUUUUGUGCGUGUUGAAUUUUAGGCCAUGUUAAAGGUGCAUUUUUUGGUCGUGUAAUCUCUUUAUGAAUACUUGGAGUGACUUUUGGGCGGAAUAAUAUCUGGGCUGAGAUGGGGAUAUCUGUGGACCUUAUCAAGAAGUUUGGGGAGGGCACUUAUUUUUAUGACUGGAAGUUAAGAAUUAGCAUGUGAGUUCUUGGUCUCUUAAUAUUUUUUUCCUUAUCUAGGGCCCCCCUGGAACUGGGAAAACACAGACCAUUCUUGGGCUGCUGAGUUCUGUUCUUCAUUCAGCUCCUAAAAGAGUACAAUCUAGGUACUUUUGAUUUUUCCAAAAGUAUAUUUUAUGAUUAGGUAAGCUUGCCAAUUCAUGGUUGGUAGGCACCAGAUAGUGUUAUUUAGAUGCUAAUAUUUUGGCGUGCACUGUUUUAAUACAGGGGUGGGUUAUCUGUUCUGAGGCAUAAGGAAGAAAUACCUCUUCAGGACAAGUAUGCUUUGAUUAUAAAUUUUUCUUCUCGACUUGUAAUUGUGGCAUUGAUGUUUACGUAAAUUAUGACUGGGAGUUUAUUAUGGAUCUUGUGACCUUCUUACGCGUGAUCUGCACCAUAUGUUCUGGCAUAGACUGCUGUCGAUUCUUGCCUAAGGCUCGUUAUUAGCUAACAUUUCAGCAACGUCUUUUGUGAUUGGUUAUUUUCAUGAUCUGACUUAUUCAAGUUUGCCAGUUUAUGCUAUGUUUUCAUCUUACCCAAAUGUGAUUUUCAUAUACAUGCGGCAAAAUGCUGCAGAGAAUCUACAACACUUAUUUUUUCGAUUCAUUAUGCCCUUCCCUUGUAAAAAAGAAGUCAAAAUUGAGGACUCUGAGUUAUAGGGCUCAAAAGCUUGUUGAUGAAGUUAUCAAUUUCAAUGGUUGUGCACGAGAAGUAUUAUUUCUUGUUAUUCUUAUCAUACGGUUUAAAUGUUUGCUACAGUUAACAGCCUAGUAUGAUACUUGAUGAAAGCAGCUGUCCAUUGUCAAAUAAGUAUUAAGGAACUGGUCCUGAUUCGUUUCAAUACGCCUAGGGUCAAAAUUGGAUGCUUCCAUACUGAUGAAUAUGUCAUGGUGCUCCUUGAUGCUGAAUAACAAUCCGGUUCAUUGAUUUCACCUCAUUAUUAUUGCUUAGUUUUCCUUUCAUCGACAGUGUUGUGUUGAAACUAUUUUCCUAGAAAGAGGAUAUUGAAGACUAUUACUGGGAUAAAUAUUUGUCACAAAAUCUUAAAAAAAGAAUCACCAACAGCCAUUUUUUUCCUUGCAUGAUUUUAUGGGGUAUAUUGGAGGGAAUGUGAAUAUUGGAUUGGCUGGAGAAAAUGAAUCGACCAGCUCUUUCUACUACAGCUGUAAAGAAUGCGACUGCAAAUGGAUCCAGGUUUUUAUUUUUUCUCAAAAAUAUUUACCAAAAACGGAAAUAAAUCUGGGCUUCGCUGCCAGGAUUCUCUGCUGCGUCUGUAUUAAUGGAUGCCAUUGAUUUGUGUUCUUCAUGCUAUUUUGGGUUGUUAUUCUUUUGAAAAUUUACCUGUAUCUACCGUGGCUUGUAGAUUUCAUCACUGGACAAGAGCAUCACCUUGGUUGAGUGGUGUAAAUCCUAGGGACCUGAUUUUUCCUGUUGAUGGUGAUGAUGGUUUUUUUCCAACAACAGGAAAUGAACUCGUAUGUCCAUGCAUUUUCAUUAUUUUCUAUUCUUUGUGAUUUUACUCUAUGAUCUUAUUCUUCAUUUUAAUUUUCGUGUACAGAAACCUGAAAUUGUCAGUUCCAAUCGGAAAUAUCGCGUCCAUGUUCUUGUUUGUGCUCCUUCGAAUUCUGCCCUUGAUGAGAUUGUGUUGAGGCUUCUACAAACAGGUCAGAGGUUAUUAUACCAUGGACAUACAUUAUGUUUUAUCAUAUGCAAAUUCAAUUAAUCUCAUCAGUUUUGGGUUUAGUUGCCUCAGGGUUUGUCUGAAUCGCCUCUCUUUUUCCCUUGAGAAGUAGACAAGAUUAUUUUCCCGAAAGGAAUUCAUCUCUUGACGUCCAUCAUAUUCGAACCAUGUGGGUAAAAUAAAAUGGUUUAAACCAUCGUAAAAUGGGUUUAUUUCAUUAUAAGUCGGGAAACCUGGAAACAUUUCUUGGCGAAUCUGGAAAAAGGGGGAAUUUUUGAAGUGGAUUUGUUUCCACUGGUGAAGUGAAACACAAUAUUUUUUUCUGACAUGAUUUAGGAACAAACCUGUAUGGCUUCAUUCGUUGAUACCAAACUUUUCUGAUUGGUUGCAUGGUAAUUUUCAAAUCCUAAGCACAAUGUAUUAUAAGUUUCUCUCUAGAGUUUAUGAUGAAAAUGCCAAAAGCCGUGCUAAAUUAUAACAGGUAGACAGAAUGCAUGGAAGAUGUGGAGUGGUGGACCUGCAUCAAAUUUACAUAAAGCUAGGCUGAUGUAAUUUAUCCUGUUUGAAUUCGCUCCAGAUGUUCGUCUAAGGAAAAAAAAAAAGGCAAAAUUUUGAAAGACCGGCGGAUCUCCAUUGUAAACAUUUGCACUGGAUCAUUUGCCUCAGUCAUUAUCCCUGAAACGAAACUUCUUUGUAUCAUUCCUCCUGAAUAAGCUUUCAUAUUUUCCUGGCACCGAAUCCAAAUGAAUAAUGAUGUUGAAAGGGUAGGCCUUCUUGGUACUACCUGUCCUUGAUUUUUUUUCAGUUGUCCGGGUUCCAGAAGUCAUUCAAUCCAGUCCUUUUUGUGCAUCCUCUGUCUUUAAUUAUAAUCUUAUUUAUUGGUUAAGAAAUUAUUAUUCUGCAACUUAGAAAUGGAAACCAAUAUCCAUUUACUGCCCCAGCAUUAAUGUUCAUAUUUUUACGUUAUCCUUUUUUUUUUUCUAAUUGAAUACUAAAUCUGUUAAUAUCAUGUUUAGGUAUUCACGAUGAAAAUGAUCAUGUGUAUAAUCCUAAAAUUGUACGGAUUGGUUUGAAGCCUCAUCAUUCUGUACAAGCUGUUUCCAUGGAUUACCUUGUAAGUGUCCACUAUAAAUUAUGUUGCACGUUCAAUUUCUCCUGCUUUCUGUUUGUCUGAAAAAUGUAUCGUUUUCAGGUGGAACAGAAGCUUUCCUCUGUGAACCGUUCGUUGUCUGGUGACGGCAGGAAUGCCAUCACUGGGCAAAUGGAUCGUGAUCAGAUUCGGGCCUCAAUCCUUGACGAGUCGGCUAUUGUACUGUGCUUUCUUCUGUGUUGGCACAGAUUACUAUUAUCCUUUGAAUUUUUAUUUAUUUUUCUUAACGUCAUUCAAAUUGGCAGGUUUUCUCCACGCUGAGUUUCAGUGGUUCAACUCUUUUUGGUCGAAUGAAUCGUGCCUUUGAUGUUGUGAUAAUAGAUGAAGCUGCUCAGGCAGUAAGUAUUCUCAUUCUUUGAAGAUACUGAGUAUUGAAUGCCUUUAUUCACAAUGUUACAAACGUUUCAUGUUUAAUUAUUCACUCGUGAUUUCUGUGAAGUAGAUUUUAGUGGUGUUUAGUGUUCUGUGUUUUUAUUCAUCUCAGGGAAGCAUUGAAUCUUUUUUUUUUCCCUUCUCUGGGUUUAGGUAAGAGCAUUGGUCGUCUUUGUUGCAGGAUUCUCUCCUUUCACUACCAUUUUUGGAAUUUCCUACCUUUUUUUUUUCAUGACUUCGUGCAUCAGGAUUGAAAAACCCUAAAAUAUAUUCUAAUUCCUAUUCAGACCAAACAGCUUGUUCAUUGUUUUCUUCACUUUCACUCAGCUCCUGAUUUGUGGUUUAUCCCUUUCAUGUGUAACUCAUCAUUUUUUUGAUAUUUCUCAGCCCGGUUUGAACUGUUUUUUUUCCCCUAAUUUCUAGAAAAAUGGAAUGGAUUUCCGAAAACUCUGUUUCCUAUGAUAUUACUCUUCUGGGCGUGUUAGCAAGAUACAGCUGAAUAGGAUCGCUAUGCCAAUUCAAGGUAGGGGUAUGCUUAUGCCAAUUCAGAGUUUCCUCUGAGGGAAGAACAGAACAGCUCAUGCAAAUGUGAAUUGGCCCGGAUGGAAAACUCCUCAGAAGAUCAUGCCUCCCAAUCUCGAUAAGAUCAGAGCUGACUUUUACCGUUUCCUGAUACAUUGACGUUGACUUUUCCCCCCAGGUUGAGCCGGCCACACUGGUUCCAUUAGCUCAUGGAUGCAAGCAAGUAUUCCUUGUACGUUUCUCAUGCUGAUCCUUGUUACACAGUAGAGACCGUGACUACCAACCCUAAUCAGCUGCGAUUCUCAUGACCCUACAACUCUUUAUUGAGUUCAUCGAUCACCACUGAAACUCAUGCUAUUUCCUCAGGUCGGUGAUCCAGUUCAACUGCCUGCUACGGUACUCUCUCCGACAGCAGAGAAGUUUGGGUAAGAUUCCUUGUCAAGCUCAUUGCAUCUGUUGCAAGGCUUGAAUCUCUUGUGUCAGCAACCAUGGACAUUCUUUCUGCAACCUCUAGGUACGGAACAAGCUUGUUCAAGAGAUUCCAGAUGGCUGGCUACCCGGUUCAGAUGCUCAAAACACAGUACCGUAUGCAUCCAGAGGUCCAACAGAGUCAAAGACCCAUCUGGCUGAGCUCUUUUUCUUCGCCUCCCCUUCUCAUGGGCAUCGAUCAAUUAACGGAAAGAUCGAUCUUUUUCCUCAGAUUAGAAGCUUUCCAUCAAAGGAAUUCUACGCUGACUCUCUGGAGGACGGGGAGCUGGUGGAGAGACAGACGAAACGCUCCUGGCAUGGCUACCGCUGCUUUGGGCCCUUUUCCUUCUUGGACGUUGCCGGGGUCGAGUCGCAGCCGUCAGGGAGUGGCUCGUGGGUGAAUGAAGAUGAGGUUGACUUCAUUCUCCUCUUAUAUCACAAGCUGGUCAACGAGUACCCGGAGCUGCAGUCCAGCUCCCAGCUAGCCGUCAUAUCCCCGUACAGGCACCAGGUGAAGCUUCUGCAGGAUCGAUUCAGAGUCGCCUUUGGGAAGCUGGCGCAUCAAUUUGUUGAUAUAAAUACCGUCGAUGGUUUCCAGGUGAGAAAUAAGAGAGGUCGGGCUCAGAAACCAUGGGAUAAUAUGAAUCACCCUCGAGAUAUUUCAAUAUUUUUGGUUUUUUUUUUUUUUUUUUUUUUACAGGGGCGAGAGAAAGAUGUCGUCAUCUUUUCAUGCGUGAGGUCAAACAGCGGAAAAGGCAUCGGAUUUGUGUCGGAUUUCCGGCGGAUGAACGUCGGGAUCACCCGGGCGAGAUCUUCUGUUCUGGUGAGAAUUGAUAUAAUUCCCGGCUCGUUCUUAGUUGGGAGAAUUAUCAUCAUCAGCAGCAAUGUUCGUGCAGGUGGUGGGAUCCGGGUCAACGCUGGUGCAAGAUGAGCACUGGAGCAACCUGGUCAACAGUGCGAAAAACAGGGACUGUUACUUCAAGGUAGCUUUUAUGACCCACCCGCAAUGGACCCACAGGAUUUGGGCCAGAACUCCAUGAAGCAAGAGAGAUUUUAGAGAGAGAAAGGAAGGGGGUAAGGGGUUUUCUAGGGCGUUAGUAACCCUUUGCUUGCGAAUUCCAGGUUUCAAAGCCGUACGUAUCGUUCUUCAGCGAGGAAAACAUGGAGUCGCUGAGGAAGAAGAGCCCUGCAGAGAUGCACGUGGACAGAAUGGAGCAGGGGCUUGCUGCCGUGGAGGGAGCGGCGGCGGUGAUGGAGGUUGUUGACUCUGUCAACGAGGGCGAUCAUGAGGCCCAACUCCUGGACGUCGAGAUGGACGGUGAUGAUGGGGGCUACGAUGAGUAG